This is a messenger RNA of Pundamilia nyererei, 1059 nucleotides long. It is a transcript of the gene wnt3a, whose product is annotated as wingless-type MMTV integration site family, member 3A. Gene Ontology annotation, cellular component: extracellular region. Gene Ontology annotation, molecular function: frizzled binding; cytokine activity. Bases 1 to 1059 code for a protein of 352 amino acids. The record is from RefSeq and is a predicted model, not a curated record. Gene Ontology annotation, biological process: multicellular organism development; neuron differentiation; canonical Wnt signaling pathway. The transcript is spliced from 4 exons. Lineage: Eukaryota; Metazoa; Chordata; Actinopteri; Cichliformes; Cichlidae.
AUGAUAUACCUUGGAUGUUUCCUGUUGCUCUGUGGGCUUACGCAUGUCAUGGCAAGCUAUCCUAUCUGGUGGUCACUAGCAGUCGGCCACCAGUACUCAUCACUGGGCACUCAACCUAUCCUUUGUGGCAGCAUACCAGGCCUGGUGCCCAAGCAGCUGCGUUUCUGCCGGAACUAUGUGGAAAUCAUGCCGAGUGUGGCUGAGGGGGUGAAGAUUGGCAUCCAGGAGUGUCAGCACCAGUUCAGAGGCCGACGCUGGAACUGCACCACGAUCAAUGACAGUCUGGCCAUUUUUGGUCCAGUGUUAGAUAAAGCCACUCGAGAGUCAGCUUUUGUUCACGCUAUUGCCUCGGCGGGAGUGGCGUUUGCGGUGACCCGUGCCUGCGCCGAGGGUUCAGCCAACAUCUGUGGAUGUGAUACACGUCACAAAGGCCCCCCUGGUGAGGGCUGGAAGUGGGGUGGCUGCAGUGAGGAUUUGGAGUUUGGAAGCAUGGUGUCCCGGGAGUUUGCUGAUGCAAGAGAGAAUCGGCCUGACGCACGCUCAGCAAUGAACCGCCAUAACAAUGAAGCAGGGAGAAUGUCUCUCAACGACAACAUGUUUCUGAAGUGUAAGUGCCAUGGACUCUCUGGCAGCUGCGAGGUCAAGACAUGCUGGUGGUCUCAGCCUGACUUCCGAGUUGUUGGGGACUACAUGAAGGACAAGUAUGACAGCGCUUCUGAGAUGGUGGUUGAGAAACAUAAGGAGUCCCGUGGAUGGGUGGAGACCCUGAGACCCAAGUACAACUACUUCAAACCCCCUACAGAGCGCGACCUGGUUUAUUAUGAAAGUUCACCCAAUUUCUGUGACCCCAAUCCUGAGACCGGCUCCUUUGGCACUCGGGAUCGCAUCUGCAACCUGACGUCCCACGGCAUAGAUGGGUGUGACCUCUUGUGCUGCGGCAGAGGUCACAACACGAGAACUGAGAAAAGAAAGGAGAAGUGUCACUGUAUUUUCCACUGGUGCUGCUAUGUCAGCUGUCAAGAGUGCGUGAGGGUGUACGAUGUGCACACCUGCAAAUAG